AAACAAAACUUCACAUCUUAAAACUGAACAAACCAACUCCACACAUAGCAUAUGGGUGGAAAAGACUGCGGCGAUCAUGGCAAAGCCCGCCGGAAGUUUUUCCGGCGAAUUAUGUAUUGCAUUCUGAUCUUCGUCCUCCUCGUUCUCAUCACAAUCUUUCUUAUUUGGGCAAUCCUUCGUCCGAGCAAGCCUAGCUUCACCCUCCUCGACACCACCGUUUACGCCUUCAACGCCUCCGCCGCCAACUUCCUCACUUCCAACUUUCAGAUCACGCUCCGUUCACGGAACCCAAACGACGAUAUCAGCAUCUACUACGACCGCCUCGACGUCUACGCCGAGUACCGGAACCAAGAAAUCACCCUCCGGUGCCGACUCCCUCAAACGUACCAAGGUCACAAUGAGGAAAACACUUGGUCGCCUUUUAUAUAUGGUACCAUGGUCCCGGUCGCGCCGGAAUAUUCCUUCGCUUUGGGCGACGAACAGGCUGCUGGCUCUGUUUACUUGAUGAUCAAGGUUGAUGGACGGUUGAGAUGGAAAGUUGGGACUUUCGUUACAGGGAGUUAUCAUAUUCACGUUAGAUGCCCAGCUUAUAUUACGUUCGGGGGCCAAAGCGAUGGCGUUUCAGUCGGAGAAAACGCUGUUAAGUUUCAGUUCGUAAACAGAUGUGAUGUUAGCUUGUGAGGAAGAAGAAGAAGCGUUAACGCCGUUAAGUAUAUCGUUUGUUUCUCUGUGUUAACUAGUUUCCCUCGUUUUUAUUUGA
This is a messenger RNA of Hibiscus syriacus, 760 nucleotides long. Its product is annotated as NDR1/HIN1-like protein 1. Bases 52 to 681 code for a protein of 209 amino acids. The transcript has a single exon. Gene Ontology annotation, biological process: defense response to other organism. The record is from RefSeq and is a predicted model, not a curated record. NCBI's taxonomy places the organism in Eukaryota, Viridiplantae, Streptophyta, Magnoliopsida, Malvales, Malvaceae.